This is a messenger RNA of Akanthomyces muscarius, 1143 nucleotides long. RefSeq lists its product as uncharacterized. Gene Ontology annotation, cellular component: fungal-type cell wall. Lineage: Eukaryota; Fungi; Ascomycota; Sordariomycetes; Hypocreales; Cordycipitaceae. The record is from RefSeq and is a predicted model, not a curated record. The coding region runs from base 1 to 1143 and encodes 380 amino acids. The transcript is spliced from 2 exons. Gene Ontology annotation, biological process: carbohydrate metabolic process; fungal-type cell wall organization. Gene Ontology annotation, molecular function: hydrolase activity, hydrolyzing O-glycosyl compounds; glycosyltransferase activity.
AUGAGAAUACCGUUCCGCAUAGCGGCAGGAGCCUCACUCCUAGCUGUGACAGCUGCACAAACCUGGAGCAAAUGCAAUCCGCUAAAGCAACCAUCUUGUCCGCCCAACACGGCUCUCGGCAUGUCCAUCAACAUAGAUUUUUCCAAAGGGUCCGUCAACUCGUUUGAGGCGCAGGGCGUCCCGACGUACGGCCCCGACGGCGCCUCCUUCACCGUGGCGGCCAGCGGCGACGCGCCGCAGCUCAACUCGCUCUUCUACAUCAUGUUUGGCCACGUCGAAAUCACCAUGAAGGCGGCGCCCGGCGCCGGAAUCGUGUCCUCGGUCGUGCUCGAGUCCGACGACCUCGACGAGAUCGACAUGGAGUGGCUCGGCAGCAACCCGGACGAGAUGCAGUCCAACUACUUUGGCAAGGGCCUCACCACCGACUACAACCGCGGCCAGUUCCACGCCGUACAGGGCACGCAGGCCCGCUGGGUCACCUACACCGUCGACUGGACAAAGGACCGCAUCGUCUGGGCCGUCGACGGCAAGUCCGUCCGCGAGCUGAAGCAGCAGGAUGCCGAGCCCAACCAGUACCCGCAGACGCCCAUGCAGCUCAAGGUCGGCUCCUGGGCCGGCGGCGACGCCGCCCGCAACCCGCCCGGCACCGUCCAGUGGGCGCGCGGGCCGACCGACUUCUCCAAGGGGCCGUUCGUCAUGGCCGUCAAGUCGCUCCGCGUCACCGACUACUCCACCGGCAAAAAGUACCGCUACAAGGACACCUCGGGCUCCUGGGAGUCCAUCGAGGCCGUCGACGGCCAGGUCAACGCCAACGCCGGCGGCGCCAAGAACAUCCCGACCGCGACCGCGACCGGCGCCAGCCCGCCGUCCGCGAGCCACGCCACGACGUCGGCGCCCGGCGUGCCCGUCGGCGGCCUCGGCAAGGACGGCAGCCCCGCCACAAAGACGCAGACCGGCUGGCCCUGGGUCGGCACCAACCCGCCCAGCGGCGGCACCAUCCCCAGCGGCUGGUACAUGACGGCCGAGGGCAAGAUCAUGAGGUCCUCGGCCGCGGCGGCGCUGCUCACGCCCUCGCUGCUGCUGUCGGCCGUGUCGGCCUCUGUCGCUGUCGGCGCGGCCCUCUUGAUGGGCAGAGCCCUGUGA